This is a messenger RNA of Hirsutella rhossiliensis, 321 nucleotides long. RefSeq lists its product as uncharacterized. Bases 1 to 321 code for a protein of 106 amino acids. NCBI's taxonomy places the organism in Eukaryota, Fungi, Ascomycota, Sordariomycetes, Hypocreales, Ophiocordycipitaceae. Gene Ontology annotation, molecular function: amidinotransferase activity. The transcript has a single exon. Gene Ontology annotation, cellular component: mitochondrion. The record is from RefSeq and is a predicted model, not a curated record.
AUGCUAAUAAGCAUCAUCUCGGCCUCUCAGGUAUCUGGAAACUUUCCCACGAUGACGGCAGGAACCCCCCUUUUCUCGGCAAGCAACGGGUGGUCGCCCUUGAAGGCUGUCAUCGUUGGUCGCGCAGAGCACUCGGCCUUCCCGCCGGAGCCGCCUUAUAUGAUAGCAACGACCAUGCCCGAGGAGCACUUUGCCGAGUUUUGGCCGUCUAACCCUUUCCUAGCCGAAAUUGUAGCCAAAGCGCAGUGGGAACUCGACAACUUUGCCUCCCUCUUGGAGAAGCAUGGAGUCCGUGUCUAUCGUCCAAAAGAAGUCGACUGA